Molecule: messenger RNA, 921 nt
Organism: Myodes glareolus (Bank vole)
Lineage: Eukaryota; Metazoa; Chordata; Mammalia; Rodentia; Cricetidae
Source: RefSeq, a predicted model, not a curated record
AUGCGGUCGCGCAGCCCCUGGGGCCGCUGCAAACAAGCGGGUGUUUGCGCGGCCCAGAGCGAUGCGGAUUCGAUGGAGACGCGGGGCCUUCGGGGAUCGAUUGGGCGCAGCUGUCGCGGAGCAGCCCGGGGGAGUUGCCACAGGCGAAGCCGGCACAGGCCAGGGCGGUGCAGAGAUCUCGGGGUGCCGCGUGUGCCCUGGCACAUCCCCAACGGAGGAGGACAGGCGCUGCGCUGUGGGGAACAGAUUCGCAAAGCCUGCAGGUUUGGGGAAGGCUGGCCCGGGGACCUGCGGGCCAUCCAGCUCUUACUGAACUGGAGGAGACAGUCGCCAGCGUCCCGGGUGAGAAUAGCGGGGACAGGCGGCAGCGGCCCGGGAGCCGGCGCGGCAGCCGAAGAGAUCAACACCAAAGAGGUGGCCCAGCGCAUCACGGCGGAGCUGAAGCGCUACAGCAUCCCGCAGGCCAUCUUCGCGCAGCGCAUCCUGUGCCGCUCGCAGGGCACCCUCUCCGACCUGCUGCGCAACCCCAAGCCUUGGAGCAAGCUCAAGUCCGGUCGCGAGACCUUCCGCAGGAUGUGGAAGUGGCUGCAGGAGCCCGAGUUCCAGCGCAUGUCGGCGCUGCGCCUAGCAGCCUGCAAGCGCAAGGAGCAGGAUCAGCAGAAGGACAGGGCUCUGCAGCCCAAGAAACAGCGGCUGGUGUUCACGGACCUGCAGCGCCGCACACUGAUUGCCAUCUUCAAGGAGAACAAGCGGCCGUCCAAGGAGAUGCAGGCCACCAUCUCACAGCAGCUGGGCCUGGAGCUCAACACCGUCAGCAACUUCUUCAUGAACGCCCGACGCCGCUGCAUGAACCGCUGGGCUGAGGAGCCCGGUGCCACUCCGGGCACCGCGACAGCCACUGCCACCUUCUCCAAGGCCUGA